GUGCAUUAUACAUUUGUAUUUGUAGUUAAAUGAUUGUUAUUUGUGGCUUAAUAAGAUUGUCGUACAAAUGAGCGAUAAUGAGAACCCUCCUCCCCCCACGAAGACUGAUAGAGAGGUGUUGGCACGUUUGAGGAGGUCCGUCAUUGGUAGAUGGAGACCCUCUUCUCGCCAGGGAUCGAGCACAGCCACUACAUCCACAGGCACUCCCUCUAUUUCCUCGAGUCCAUUCACUGACACACAGGUGUCCCCCUCCACCCCACGUACUACGCCAUCUGGCCCUUGUACGUCAGCAUCUAGGGUCGGGGAGAGUACUGAGGAUCAGGAGGACGAAGGUGGCGAUGACCACAACUCCGAGGACCGCGUUGGCAAUGGACACAGUGGUGGGGUUCGAGAUGGUGAGGACCGCGAUCACGAGGACGAGGAGGGUAGAUAUCACGAGGGUCCCGGUCAUCGGGGUCAAUUCGUGUAUGUCAAUUCGGAUGACGAGGUUACAAUCACUAGCGCUGGUGCUGGUCUUAUCACACCGGCAUUCUACGAGAGGACGGACACAACUGGCAUGUCGUGGGGCAAAGUCUCAGCGACGACGAAGGAGUUCUACUAUCGAGAGUUCAAGAAAAAUGCUAGAGUGGAUCCGUCAAUCGAUGAGGGUAGGCUGAGGAAAGCUUUUCUCAAGAAAGCUGCUGAACGGUAUGCGAAUUUUACGUACAAUCAAAGGAACCCAAGUCGAUUGAAGAAGAAGAAGAAGGACCCGAGGCCAUUUGAGCAGUUGAAGAAGGUUUGGGAAGAGGAUCCGGAGUUUCUGGAGUUGAGUAAGACUAAGAAGAAGAACAGAAGGAAGGGAAAAGAGGAUGGUCCUGCUCUUGGGACGUAUUGUGGAGGUUCAGUUCCAUUUUCUGAAAAUAUGAAUCGAUUGGCUAAGAAGAAAGGGGGGUCUGUGUCGUUGGAUGAGGUUAUCAUCCACACAAAGACAAAGAAGCACGACGGCAAGACUUGGGUGGAUCCUGAACAUGCUGAGCUACAGCAAUUCCUUGCGCAAAUUAAGAACUUCAUUGUUCUCCAUGUCGGAGAUACCGCUCGUGCUGGCUCGUCUGCUCUGUCUCAGAGUAUUCUUUGGAAUUUUACGCGCAGCUGAACCUGUACCGAAAACACGAUUUUUUGCAUCAUGUCCAUCAGCUGCCACAUAAAAUAGUUCUCCUGGC
Messenger RNA from Cuscuta campestris, 1199 nucleotides. The record is from the annotation of a GenBank genome assembly. Lineage: Eukaryota; Viridiplantae; Streptophyta; Magnoliopsida; Solanales; Convolvulaceae.